ACUCUCUUGGUUGUUAAGACAUGUUCUUUUGUCAAGUGACCGCAGCACAUGUAUUACCAAGCAGAUCAUUCCACAUUACGAGCGAAUCCGUGUCAGUGGAAGAUGUUUGUCUGUUGGUAUGAAAGAACUCCAUGCUGCAGACUCGACAUUGCAGACCCAAGAAUGAGUCUUUAAAUGUAGUUUUACAGAUAUAUGCCUUGUUUCAGUUAUAGUUUCAUUUGAGCAUGUGGUUUUGUAUUCAAGAGUUAUUUUGGUGCCUUUGUGGAAACAGUUAAUCAACAAAAUAGAGGGAACAUGGCUGGGCAUAUCCAGUUUCCAAUCAACAUGUACUCCUUUUGUUCCUUCUACUUUGGGGGAGCGUGUUUUUGCUCUAUGAAUUAUUUUUUUUAAUGUUUUGGGGGGCAGGGGGUGGCGGGGUUAGGGGCUCCAUGCACACCAUGCAGUUCACUCAGUCCCUCACAUUUUCGCUGACACACAGCUUGCCUGUAUCAGCCUGCCCUGCUUGCGGUGGAACCCUCGGAGGCCUACGUCAUACAUCAAAGCUGGCAUCUGCCUCCAUGUUCUUUUUUAUGGUCCCCUUGUCUCCGGCCUGUUUGAAAAGCAUGUAUCUGCAGGGUUUGGUGGGCUGUAAACAGCGAGUCUGUUUGUUGAAUAGGCUGUUUUAAUAGAUUUUUUUUUUUGAUUUUUUUUUGUUUGUUUUUUAAACGCAGACAAUCAUUGGAACAGAAACAAAUGUUUCACGACAGUCGUGACAAUCAGUGACAAUUGUGACAGUCGUGAUCAGACGCAGAGGUUGCCCACAUGGGGAAGGCAUCUGGUCAAACAAACUUACACUGAUGAGGUGACAGAUGAAGAGGUCUGGUUUUCCCACCACAGAUUCCUAUCUACCAUUUCAGACAACGAAGAGCCUGGAGCCGCUCGCCACAAUUGCAGAUCAAGGCAGCGGGAGGGGUCCCUCACACGGCUGUAUUUAUUUAUGGAUGUCCGUUACACCACAUGUGUGCACGAACACCCAUGAGUCUCAAGUGAUAAGGGAUAACAUGUUUUGUGUCACUCUCCGCGGGGCUAGGCGACCACAUUUGAAUCUGAGCAACAACGGCUACAAAUAGCGCAUGUGCGCCCAGCGAUUCUCGAAUCCACUCAUGCCUGGAAACAAUUCGAGCAAUGUUACCUAACAAUUAAUGCAAAAAACCUCAGCUCAUUUUUACAGGGUUCCGUGCCAAACCAGUGCGGGGAGGGGUUGUCAGUACGCAAAUAAACAAAAUAUCCUUUCCCUCUGCAUUUGCGCUGGCUCUGCCCAUGUUAUUUUUUCAGUUUCAUGCUGGAGGCCCUUCAGCCAAUACCACUCUCUGAUGAGCUGCGAAUGGACUAAUAAAUGCUAAUCCUUGGCAGGAUGUGUCAAGUCAGUCUGCCUUCCAGACCCCUAACUUCUCUUUUUUUUUUUUUGCCUGUUCCUCUCACUGUUCUUUGCAGGGCCCUUUCCUCUGUGGUGGCCCUGGGUGCCAAUAUCAUCUGCAAUAAGAUCCCUGGGCUGGCGCCUCGCCAGCGGGCCAUCUGCCAGAGCCGCCCGGACGCCAUCAUCGUCAUUGGGGAGGGCGCGCAGCUGGGCAUCAACGAGUGUCAGUACCAGUUCCGCUAUGGCCGCUGGAACUGCUCGGCUCUGGGGGAGCGGACCGUCUUUGGGCAGGAGCUUCGAGUAGGCAGUAGGGAGGCGGCGUUCACCUAUGCCAUCACGGCGGCCGGCGUGGCCCACGCCAUCACGGCGGCCUGCAGCCAGGGCAACCUGAGCCACUGCGGCUGCGACCGGGAGAAGCAGGGCUACUACAACCAGGAGGAGGGCUGGAAGUGGGGUGGCUGCUCGGCCGACAUCAAGUACGGCAUCGAUUUCUCCCGCCGCUUCGUGGACGCCCGUGAGAUAAAAAAAAACGCCCGGAGGCUAAUGAACCUGCACAAUAACGAGGCGGGAAGAAAGGUCCUGGAGGAGCGGAUGAAGCUGGAGUGUAAGUGCCACGGUGUGUCGGGCUCGUGCACCACCAAGACCUGCUGGACCACGCUGCCCAAGUUCCGCGAGAUCGGCUACAUCCUGAAGGACAAGUACAACAAGGCGGUCCACGUGGAGGUGGUCCGAGCCAGCCGGUUGCGACAGCCCACCUUCCUCAAAGUGAAGAAGACCCAGGGCUUCCGCAAGCCCAUAGAGACCGACCUGGUCUACAUUGAGCGCUCGCCCAACUACUGCGAGAAGGAUGCCAAGACGGGUAGCGUGGGCACCCAGGGGCGCCUGUGCAACCGCACCUCGCCGCACACAGACGGCUGUGACCUCAUGUGCUGCGGCCGAGGGUACAACACGCACCAGUACACCAAAGUGUGGCAAUGCAACUGUAAGUUCCAGUGGUGCUGCUUUGUCAAGUGCAACACGUGCAGUGAGAGGACGGAGGUGUUCACCUGUAAAUAAGGGACGGGGAAACGAAGCUCAAGCAUGGAGGAAGAAGAGGGGGGAAGAUUGGACAGACAGCUUAGGGAAAAACCCAUAGUGAGAGGAAGAGAGAGAGAAAGAGUGAGUGGGAGUGAGAGAGCGAGAGAGAGAGAGAGAGAGAGAAAGAGAAAGAAAGAGUGAGAGAGAUGGUUUUGGACCAGUGGAGAGGAAAUGGAAUGGAAUCACACUAUCAGCUCUUCAUGGCAUCAUUUUGCACAGCAGAAUCUAUAUUUGCUUGAACACAAAGUAAAGGCUAAAUAUCACUAGGUACAACCCCAGCUCUUGACUGAGUUAAGAAUAUUGGGUGCUCAUGCACUGAUGUAUCCACACUGACUGGAAGUUAAGACUGCAGGAUACUAAUCAUGCCCUGGAUGGGGACUGUGCAUUGCACUGAGGACAAGACCGGGUGACUCGUGGGAUGUGGAAAGUGAUGGGAAUUUGCUCUGAGCGACUGAGAAAAAAGGGUUUCAAAUGUUCUGUUCACAGCUUUUAAGUCUCAAACUCUUGGGUUUCAAGAAGGGGACAGCAGAGAUAUAAAGGUACAAUGGCAAAAAAAAAAAAUACUGGCAUCUUGACUGUGCCGAAAUGAAGACCGCUGUGGAGUGCAGUGCCUACGGGAGCACUGGAAGCUGAAAUGGGGAAGUCUCUACCGUAAGCCUUCUACUGCCAACUGGAAAAAUGGUGGAGUAUGUUAGUCGUCCAGUCACACUGGAACUGUCUGUUUGAACACUGAAAAUAAAUUGUUUAUUUAUGUAAUAGUAUCUUAAAACAAAGCACUAACGGGUAGAAAUGUCUUAUUUUGUACUAAGUGUAAAAGAGAGAGAAAAAAAAGUUUUUAGAAACUCUGACUGAAGGUGCGUGUCUUUUAGAAAAAAAAAUCCCACCAUUUCCCAACCAAAAAAAGCCCUUGAUUUCCAAAAUGGUUUCCGUGGUUUCACUUCUGGUGUGUGUUGACUUCAGAAAUCAACUCAUAGGACAGUAUAUUUCUCAUUUACAUGGGUUCUAUUUUUCUCUAGCGUAGCUUUUGUUUGCAGUCAGAUAUGCACUAUGAUUCCUGUUCCCGGUUAUUAUGCAUUUCCAGACAUAGUCAAGGAGAAGACAACUUUCUUAAGCUGCAAAAAAAUCCUCAAAAACAAACAAAAAAGAAAUCCUUCCUCGAUUCAUUAAACGUGACAUUAAUAUGUUGCUGGAUAUGUUGUCGAGUACUGCACUGAUAUUUUUUUUUCUCUUCAGAUACAACUCAAAUGAAACUAAAUAAAUAUCAAUUUGUCUGA
Molecule: messenger RNA, 3747 nt
Organism: Clupea harengus (Atlantic herring)
Lineage: Eukaryota; Metazoa; Chordata; Actinopteri; Clupeiformes; Clupeidae
Gene: wnt7bb
Product: wingless-type MMTV integration site family, member 7Bb
Biological process (GO): neuron differentiation; cell fate commitment; multicellular organism development
Cellular component (GO): extracellular region
Molecular function (GO): frizzled binding; cytokine activity
Source: RefSeq, a predicted model, not a curated record